Messenger RNA from Aureobasidium musti, 1683 nucleotides. The record is from the annotation of a GenBank genome assembly. Lineage: Eukaryota; Fungi; Ascomycota; Dothideomycetes; Dothideales; Saccotheciaceae.
AUGUGGCCUUUUGGGUCUUCUCAGCACCGACAGAUAUGUCAACGCAAGCAAGAUGAACGUGCUUCUCGUAUAGCAAAUCUGCCCAAGUCAUAUCAAUCUCCGAUCUCAUCCUCAGAACGCACAAUCCUGGAUGCGUCCAUUGAUGAAUUGGUCGAGGAUGUUCAAAAGUCGAUCAAGUCACCUAUCCAUGUUCUACGCGCUUAUGGCAAAGCUGCCGUCAAAGCACAAGAAGCCACGAAUUGUGUUACUGAAAUCAUGUUUCCGGAUGCCGAGGCUUGGAUCCAGGAUGGCAGUGUCAAUCUGAAAGGCCCUCUUGCUGGAAUACCGGUCUCGCUCAAGGAUUCGAUCGUUGUUGGUGGCUUCGAUGCUUCUGUUGGUUACUCAGGUAAAUGCUUCAAACCCCAUGCUAAAGAUGGCGCUAUGGUACGUCUGCUCAAGGAUGCUGGAGCUGUGCCGUUCGUCAAGACAGCUUUGCCUAUUACCUUGCUCUCUUUCGAAUCAACAAACGACGUCUGGGGACGAUGCAAAAAUCCUCAUAACAACAAGUACAGCCCUGGUGGCAGUACUGGAGGUGAAGGCGCCUUGUUGGCAUUUGGUGGUUCUAGAAUUGGCAUCGGAUCUGAUGUUGCUGGAUCUGUUCGUGCACCAGCUCAUUUCUCGGGUUGUUUCUCGUUGAGAUGCUCGACUGGAAGAUGGCCCAAGUACGGCGUUGACACCUCGAUGCCUGGUCAGGAAGGUAUUCCUAGUGUCUUUUCGCCGAUGACACGAACACUUUCGGAUUUGGUCUAUUUUACAAGAAGCCUAAUUCAGUGCAAGCCAUGGGCCUACGAUCAAAGUGUACAUCCUCUGGAGUGGCGCCAAAACGCCUACGACGAAUUCAAGGAGAAGAAGAGAUUCAGAGUUGCUUGUGCCAGAGCGCUGCAGACCACCGUCGACGCGCUCAAGCAACAAGGCCAUGACGUGUUUGAUCUCACUCUCCCCACCGCACCCUACGCACCUCUUGACGCUCUAGCAAUCGCUGCUCAACUCCUCAACGCAGAAGGGACAAGAACAUACUCACGCUUCUUCAGCGCCGGCGAGACAAACGACGUAGGAGCCGCUCAGUUGACUUUCUGGAUGCGCCUACCUUCCCCUCUCCGCUGGCUCUAUGUCAAAUAUGUCCGUUACAUUCGCCGUGAUGCUGUGUGGGCUCGUCUCCUAGAAUCUUUCCACGAAAAAUCCGCAUACGAGAACUGGCAAUUGGUAUACCAGCGAGAGUCAUUCAAAAACUUCUGGUUCGACUGGUGGAAUAGUGUCAAUAACGACGGCAAAGGCGACAUGGAUAUCAUGAUUACACCUCCCAACGCUACUCCCGCUGUUCCUCACGAUGGCAUGAGAGAUGCUGUUUCAUCUUGUGGCUACACUUUCCUCUUCAACCUUCUCGACUACACUUGCGGUAUCAUUCCUGUUACUAAGGUUGACGCUACCGUGGAUGCUCUUCCCAAAGACUUUGUCGUCAAUGCCAAUGGAGUUGCCAAGGGAGCGUAUAAGCAUUAUGAUGCGAGUAAAAUGGCUGGCUUGCCUGUGGCUGUGCAGGUCGUGGGUAGAAGGUUGGAGGAGGAGAAGGUUCUUGCAGUCAUGGAGAGGGUAGAGUCAGCAUUGAAGGAUAGUGGAAGUAUCUAUGAGUUGUUGCAAGUGCUUUAG